UGCACGCAACAUUAACACGAGACCGUCGUUGCAUUGCAGAGAGCAGACAACAAAGUCACAGACUUUUUGACAAGUUGUGUUGCUUAUUUCUCCAGAUUAAGCUAUGUCUAGGAGGAGACGUCUAGAAGAUGAUGGAGAGGAUGACACUAGGAGUCAGAAACGACGAAGGACAACAACUGAUCAGAACGAGAUUGAAGAAAGACUAGAAUCUCUCAUCACAAGAGUAGGAGAAAAGAGUACGUCGUCCUUGGAGAGUAACCUUGAAGGAUUGGCGGUUGUCUUGCAAGCUGACUUGCCCAACUACAAGCCCAAAAUUAUCAGCAUCCUGCGUGAAUGGGACUUGAUGAAAGCCAACGAGUGGGACAAGGCCCGCACCCUGACCCGAUUCAUUGCCGACUUGGUCAAUUGUCACGUGGUGGACGUCUCCUCCAUUGUGGCUCUGUACGAAGCAUUUGCUGACGUCACCCUGGAGGAGGGAAUCCCUCAGGUCCGAUCAGACUGGUUCGUCCACGCAAUCCUUUCUAGCCUUCCCUGGGUUGGAGGAGAGGUGUCAGAGAAAAAAGACGAGGAACUGGAGAAAAUUUUGAGCAAGAUUGAGAGUUACCUCAGGAAGCGAAAAAAGGAUCAUGUUGCUAUGCUGAGGGUUUGGCACAGUGACAGCCCCCACCCACAGGAAGAUAGCCUGGACUGCCUGUGGGCCCAGACGGUGAAGCUUCGCCACGACGACUGGACCCACAAGAGCCUCCUGCGACCUUACCUGGCCUUCGACAGCGUGCUGUGCGAGGCCCUCCAGCACACCCUUCCCCCUUUCACAGUCCCUCCUCACAGCCCCAACAACAUCUACCCGCUCCCCAAGGUGGUCUUCAGGAUGUUUGACUACACUGACGCCCCAGAGGGUCCGACCAUGCCGGGGCACCACUCCAUCGAGCGCUACUUGGUCGAGGAGCAGCUGAAUUUUAUCAUUAACGCCUACAUCAAGGACCGCAAAGAAUGUGCUGCCCAGUUGGUAAGUUACCAUGGGAAGACCAAAGUGCCGCUGAACUACAUGAUCGUGGAGGUGGUCUUUGGUCAGCUCUUCAACUUGCCCCAGCCCACUAAUCUUGAGGUGACCUACACCGCUCUGUUGCUCGAGCUCUGUAAACUCCAGCCGAGUUCUUUGCCUCAAGUCCUUGCCCAAGCCUCAGAGUUGCUGUACGAGAGACUGGACAGCAUGAACCUCAACUGCAUCGAUCGCUUUGUCAACUGGUUCUCUCACCAUCUCAGCAACUUCCAGUUCCGUUGGAGCUGGGACGAUUGGGCUGACUGUGUUAGUAUGGAUCUUGAAAUGCCCAAGCCAAAGUUUGUCCAGGAAGUCUUGGUGAAAAGCAUGAGGCUUUCCUACCACCAGCGCAUCAUUGAGAGUCUCACCAACCCCGAGCCGUUCACCCCACUCCUCCCUCCAAAGCCUGUGCCAGUCUACAAGUACAACGAGGAAGGAGCUGGUUCCUUGCCUGGCACCAUGAUUGCUCACAAACUGAUGGAGACCAUCAAAGCUAGAGCAACCUGCUCUGAGGUCAUGGGUGUACUGGAUGACGUGCCCAACCCAACCCAGGACUCAGAUAGCAUAGAAGACGAGUCUACAUUCAACCCUCUGAAGAUUGACAUCUUUGUGCAGACGCUGCUGUUCCUGGGUCAAAAGUCGUUCAGUCAUUCCUUCAGUGCGCUGGCAAAGUUUCAUGAAGUGUUCAAAAACCUUGCCGACUCUGAGGAGAGUCAGAUUCAUAUCCUGAAGAUGGUUCGCGAGCUCUGGUGCAACCACCAACAGAUGAUCUGUGUCUUAAUCGACAAGAUGCUGCGGACCCAGAUCGUGACCUGCCCAGCUGUCAUCAACUGGCUGUUCUCCGGCUCCAUGAGAGAGGAGUUCACCAAGUACUACGUGUGGGAGAUCAUCCACUCCACCCUGCGCAAGAUGAGCAAGCACGUGGCUAAGAUCCAGCAUGAGCUGCAGGAGACGCGAGAGAGGGCACUCAAGACGAAAAAGAGUAUGGAGAGUGAUGAUAACUCUGAGAGUGACUCAGACUCGGAUGACACCGAGUCACAGAUGGAGAGGUUACAGGAAUCAUUGGAAGCGGCCCAGAGCGAACAAAAGAACUUGUUUCUCAUCAUCUUUCAGCGGUUCAUCAUCAUCCUCACCGAGCACAUCGUGAACUGUGAGAACCGAGGAGUGACCUUCCACACGCCAUGGUACAACUACUGUAUCCAGAGACUGCAGCAGAUAUUCCUCAUGCAUUACAGCCAGGUCCUAAGCUACACAAACACCCUUGAGAAUUUGGUGUUUAGCGGAGACACCGACCCCAACAUCCUGCGAGUUUUUCAGCAGUUCCGUUCCCUCAGCUCGUGAUGGAUGCCCCGCACCCGUGAGAAUGGGAAACCCCUCGUUUAAAAAAAAUUGUAGCCCCCCAAAAUCAUUGUUAGAGUAAGGCCCUCGUAAGAAUUUCUGAAUGUACAUUGGAGACAACAGAACCAAAAGGCUCGAGUAAAUUGUCUUGCUUAUGGACAUAUUAUCUCACUUCAAGGUAGGCCUUACCAACUGUUUUGUGUAAAAUAUAACGAAGGACUGGGAACCACUUUAUCUUCACUCUCAACAUUUCACCCUCAUUAGCUUGUGCACAGUUCCUAUAAAGUGACCUCAUCUUAUACAGUUUACCCUCAGUUUAGGGUCUACUCUUUUAAUUUGAGCCGCGGCUGUUCUCAUAGAGGUUGAUAGGCUGUCUAGAGUUAUGGUGGUUGCACUUGGCCCCUACAGUUUUUAGUUGCUGUCUUUUGGGGUCGAGUCCCAGUAGUGCUGACCGGUUGAUUCCGCAUCGCCCAACACAGCACUUCAUCAGGGAUAAGAGUCCCGUUUUGACUGGGCAUUAGGAUGGGAUUGGGUUGUUUGCACGGUACAUCACAGAGGGGGUACUUUGUUACAAAGCAACAGUGUCUAGCAGGGUCAACAACGUACAUAAACGUGUUCCCUGUGUGUUUGCAUGAAUGGCAGUUGCAUGGUACCAGCCUUGCCUCUGUCAUCAGUCACAGCGUGCUUGCGCACAAAGCUCGCUCUUUAUAGAGAUGCCACUUCUCGUACGACUUUGAAUGUGGAAUUAUUUUUCUUUGGCUCAAUCACCAUCAAAAUAGUCACUUCAUCACUGGGAUUUAGUAUCUUGUGUGCUAACUGUGGUGCUGAAUUUGUUGGUAGCAUUUAAAAAUUAGUUAAAGUCUGUAUUCGGCACUUGUUGAGGUGUCCUUUAGGUGCCUGCAUACUGCAGUGGUUAAUGUCUAUCAUUACCAAAAACCAUUGUACCAUGGGAACCCGCUUUGCUAGCACUCAUUUGUGCAACUAAUUAUGUAGCUAAUAUGGUCGAUUUACAAAUCUGUUGACCCGGUGCGUGUGUGGCAUGGGUCAACAGAUUUUGCGCACUGUGGUCGGUCAACGCAUUGCGAACUCUUGAAGAGGCACUAUUGUGAAUCGCCCGUACUGUAUGUCUGCAUCUGUUUUGAUUUCAGUUGAAGCUGUGUCUGUAGAAGGCCUGUUAACUCAGUUUGAGGGGUUGAAUUUGACAAUUAUCUUUAGAAGUUGUCUGGAUUUUACAAGAUCCUAUGAAUUUUACACCAUUUUACACUUUUUUUUUAACAGUAAAUGGAAUUCCGAAUGGAAUUAAAUUUUUGAGAACUCGAUGAAAGGGAAAUCAUGGAAUACUAAACUUAAAUUGUCUCCCACAUUGGUGCAGGAACGGCAGAUGAAACAAUGGGGCCUGCUGGAGAGAGUCAAGAAUAUUUUGUGCACAAAACUCUUAGUUCCCUAUGAGAGAAACUCAACUCAGUACAUGCACUUGACAGCAAUUGGGACUAAUAUUCUUUAGUAUUAUUUUUAUUUUUUUUUUGUAGCUAUGUGAGCACAGCUUUACAUUGAGUGUAUAACACAUAUCAAAGUGUAUCAACCAAUGGAAUUCACAUCAACAUGUCCAUGUACACCAAGAGAAUUCUCUGCAUUGUGAAUGGUAUGUGAAGUGGAUUUCCCAGCCAGCUUUUGGAGGUUUAAUUCUUUUUUUUUCUCAUGUCCUUGUUCAUGGGUACAAUGAUAGACUUGUAGCAUAUGACCCAAAAACAGGUUUUAAAAUAUGCAAUGUUGUGUUCAAGGUGGCAUAUACUCAGAUUCUAAUGUUCACAAACAGCACACGUUUAUUUCCUGCAGAGGUACAAAGUAUUACAGGUCAGAAUUUGUUUUCGAAAAAGUUGAGCAUGUGGGUGUUGUCAAAGUUGCCUAUAGUCUAAUCCUUAAAAAAAAGGGUUUAUUUACAUGUAGUCAACUGCUGUGCGUUUUGUUUUCAGUGAUAAUACCGUGCACAUUGUGGAUUGAUUGUAAAUAGUGCCCAGUUUGAAUUUUGGGAACGUGGAGGAAAACUCUUUCAGAAUUAAAAACUCUCAUACAAAAGACAAGA
This is a messenger RNA of Acanthaster planci (crown-of-thorns starfish), 4460 nucleotides long. RefSeq names its product nuclear cap binding protein subunit 1 (gene ncbp1). Gene Ontology annotation, cellular component: nucleus; nuclear cap binding complex. NCBI's taxonomy places the organism in Eukaryota, Metazoa, Echinodermata, Asteroidea, Valvatida, Acanthasteridae. The record is from RefSeq and is a predicted model, not a curated record. Gene Ontology annotation, molecular function: mRNA binding; RNA cap binding; protein binding. Gene Ontology annotation, biological process: regulation of mRNA processing; nuclear-transcribed mRNA catabolic process, nonsense-mediated decay; mRNA export from nucleus.